Messenger RNA from Sorex fumeus (smoky shrew), 3288 nucleotides. RefSeq names its product mediator complex subunit 15 (gene MED15). Gene Ontology annotation, molecular function: transcription coregulator activity. Gene Ontology annotation, biological process: regulation of DNA-templated transcription. The record is from RefSeq and is a predicted model, not a curated record. Lineage: Eukaryota; Metazoa; Chordata; Mammalia; Eulipotyphla; Soricidae. Bases 74 to 2434 code for a protein of 786 amino acids. The transcript is spliced from 18 exons.
GGCGGCGGCAGCGGCUGCGGCAGCGAGAGCGGAGGCCGGGUGGGUGGCGGGUAGCGGGGCCUCGGACACCGGGAUGGACGUUUCGGGGCAGGAGGCCGAUUGGCGGAGCGCCGCUUUCCGGCAGAAGCUGGUCAGUCAAAUCGAGGAUGCCAUGAGAAAAGCUGGCGUGGCCCACAGUAAAUCCAGCAAGGAUAUGGAGAGCCAUGUGUUCCUGAAGGCCAAGACACGGGACGAGUACCUUUCUCUUGUGGCCAGGCUCAUCAUCCAUUUCCGAGACAUCCAUAACAAGAAAUCUCAAGCUUCCGUCAGUGACCCUAUGAAUGCGCUCCAGAGCCUGACUGGUGGACCCCCUGCUGGAGCAGCUGGAAUCGGCAUGCCGUCUCGGGGCCCAGGACAGUCCCUGGGCAGCAUGGGAGGCCUUGGUGCCAUGGGGCAGCCAAUGCCCCUGUCAGGGCAACCUCCCCCUGGCACCUCCGGGAUGGCCCCACAUGGCAUGGCUGUUGUGUCCACUGCAACCCCACAGACCCAGCUGCAGCUCCAGCAGGUGGCUCUGCAGCAGCAGCAGCAGUUCCAGCAGCAGCAGGUGGCGCUGCAGCAGCAACAGCAGCAGCAACAGCAGCAGCAGUUCCAGGCUCAGCAGAAUGCCAUGCAGCAGCAGUUCCAGGCUGUGAUGCAGCAGCAGCAGCAGCAGCUCCAGCAGCAGCAGCAGCAGCAGCAGCACCUGCUCAACAAGCAUCUGAUUCAGAACCAGCAGCAGAUACAGCAGCAGCAGCAGCUGCAGCGGAUGGCACAGCUGCAACUCCAGCAGCAGCAGCAGCAACAGCAGCAACAGCAGCAGCAGGCGGCCCUGCAGGCGCAGCCCCCGAUGCAGCAGCCUCAGCCGCCCCCUUCCCAGACCCUGCCCCCGCAGCUGCAGCAGAUGCACCACACGCAGCACCACCAGCCACCGCCGCAGCCCCAGCAGCCCUCGGUGGCUCAGAACCAGCCUUCCCAGCUCCCGCCGCAGUCCCAGACGCAGCCCUUGGUGACUCAGGCUCCGGCCCUCCCUGGACAGAUGCUGUACCAGUCACAGCUGAAGCUGGUCCGGGCACCAAUGGUGAUGCAGCAGCCGCAGGUGCAGCCCCAGGUGCAGCAGGUGCAGCCCCAGGUGCAGCCCCAGGUGCAGCCGCAGACAGCUGUCCCUGCAGCUCAGGCCUCCCAGAUAGUGGCUUCUGGCGUCCAGAUGAUCACCGCAGCCUUCGCCCAAGGCGGGAUGCCAAGAGCCCGGUUCCCGCCCUCCAGCGCCGUCUCAGCCGUCCCGUCAAGCUCCAUCCCCAUGGGCGGACAGCCCUCGGCACAGGUCAGCCAGAGCAACCUCGCCAUCCUGUCCUCGCCAUCGCCCGGCCAGCAGGUGCAGACCCCGCAGUCGAUGCCCCCGCCCCCACAGCCAUCCCCGCAGCCGGGCCAGCCCAGCUCACAGCCCAACUCCAACGUCAGCUCUGGCCCGGCCCCCUCCCCCAGUAGCUUCCUGCCCAGCCCCUCGCCACAACCCUCCCAGAGCCCAGUGACUGCGCGGACCCCACAGAACUUCAGUGUGCCCUCCCCGGGGCCUCUGAACACCCCUGUGAACCCCAGCUCGGUCAUGAGUCCAGCAGGCUCCAGCCAGGCCGAGGAGCAGCAGUACCUGGACAAGCUGAAGCAGCUGUCCAAGUACAUCGAGCCGCUGCGCCGCAUGAUCAACAAGAUCGACAAGAACGAAGAUAGGAAAAAAGACCUGAGUAAGAUGAAGAGCCUUCUGGACAUCCUGACUGACCCCUCCAAACGGUGCCCCCUGAAGACAUUGCAGAAGUGUGAGAUUGCCCUGGAGAAACUCAAGAAUGACAUGGCGGUGCCCACCCCCCCGCCCCCGCCGGUACCUCCAACCAAGCAGCAGUACUUGUGCCAGCCCCUCUUGGACGCUGUGCUGGCGAACAUUCGCUCACCCGUCUUCAACCAUUCCCUGUACCGCACGUUUGUGCCAGCUAUGACGGCCAUCCACGGCCCACCCAUCACGGCCCCAGUGGUAUGCACCCGAAAACGUAAGAUUGAAGAUGACGAGCGACAGAACAUUCCCAAUGUGCUCCAGGGGGAGGUGGCCAGGUUAGACCCCAAAUUCCUGGUGAACUUGGACCCAUCUCACUGCAGUAACAAUGGCACCGUCCACCUGAUAUGCAAGCUGGAUGACAAGGACCUCCCCAGUGUGCCCCCGCUGGAGGUCAGCGUGCCUGCCGACUAUCCCGCCCAGAGCCCGCUGUGGAUUGACCGGCAGUGGCAGUACGACGCCAACCCCUUCCUGCAGUCCGUGCACCAGUGCAUGACCUCGAGGCUGCUGCAGCUCCCCGACAAGCACUCGGUCACAGCCCUGCUCAACACCUGGGCCCAGAGCAUCCACCAGGCCUGCCUCUCGGCCGCCUAGCCGCCUCCACUGCUGCUGCAGGCCGGCCCUCCGCCAGCCCGCUGGGGACCUCGGGGGCAGCUGGCAGCCUUGUGGAGAGCACCGAAGACGUCUGCCUCGUGGUGGACGUUUCUGGGUGUUGGCCCCCUGGAGAGCCUGGGCUUAGGUUAGCUUUCUUGCUUUUAUCUUCCGCCAUGGGGACCUACCGAAUGUUCUUCCACACUUGUACAAGACUGGGACCUGCGGCCGUGGAGCUGGCUGCACCCUGGUGGGACAGAACCUGCUCAGGGAGUCACACACGCCCCUGGCCGGGGCUCUCCGCUGCCCUCCCCGAGCCUCUCCAGGGCUGCGGCCACACUCAGUACCUGGGGGAUCUCAGGGUCUCCUUAGAGCAGUGUGCGCGUGCGUGCGUGCGAGUGUGUGUGUGUAUGAACACUUAUUUCUGUAGGGGAACAGGGAGCACAUAGGAAACCCUCCAGACCCACAGAUCUCUGAUCAGUUUGAGGUUCAGACUGUGCCCCCAUUGGCAUAAGGGCCACGUGACAGCAAAGCUCCCGGAUUCAGGGGCGCCACCGUGUCUCAGAGGGAAGGCUGACCAGGGGCCACUGCACGCUCCCUUCGCCAGCUGGGCCCCAUACCUCAUGGCAUUCCCUUCCAAGCCCUGGGGGUGUCUGGGAAGACCCUGUGCCUGACACUGUACCCAUAGUUGGAUGUUUGGUCAGGGGUCACCUGGAAACCCAGUGUCCUCAGGGCCACUCCAGAGUCCGAGAAUUCCCCAACAGGGCGCCACUGGCCUCUGAUGACAAGAGGUCCCCCUUUUAUAUGUGCACUACCAUGUCCUCUGUGGUUCUUAUAAUAAAUUUAUUAUUCCUGUG